Malus domestica (apple) is the source of this 459-nucleotide messenger RNA. NCBI's taxonomy places the organism in Eukaryota, Viridiplantae, Streptophyta, Magnoliopsida, Rosales, Rosaceae. The record is from RefSeq and is a predicted model, not a curated record.
AUGACUGGGAGUACAUUCAAUUUACGUGGAGCUGUUAUGUGGACCAUUAAUGAUUUUCUUGCUUAUGAAAAUUUAUCAGGUUUAAGCACUCAUGAUACCAGAGGAAAAAAAUUUAUUCAAGAUUAUCAUCUUACAUCAGUCAAUAAAGUUGUGCAAAAGAUUCAACAUAGGCACGUUUGGGAUGUCCCUGAGAAAGAUGAUGAUAGUGUGGACCAUGAUAAUGAUGAAGACGAUGAUGAUUAUGUAGAUGAAAAUGAAAUUUUCAUGAGACCAAUCCCGAACGAGGAUGAUGAAGUUAAUAUUGAAUUAUCUAGAGAUGAUGUUGAUUCUGAAUUUUUUGAUGCUAAUGACAAAGAGGUGCAAAGAAUGUUAGGGCUAGAGAAUGAGGGGGAGGGGGAAGAGGAGGAGGAGGAGGAGGAGGAAGAAGAGGUUGCAACUUGUGACACAGAUAGUGAUUGA